Molecule: messenger RNA, 1215 nt
Organism: Cadophora gregata
Lineage: Eukaryota; Fungi; Ascomycota; Leotiomycetes; Helotiales; Ploettnerulaceae
Exons: 2
Coding region: 1-1215 (404 amino acids)
Source: RefSeq, a predicted model, not a curated record
AUGGAACCUCUGUCAAUUUUAGGCGUCGCAGCACACGCAAUUCAGCUCUGCGAUCUUGCGAGGAGAGUCUGUGAUAUCGUUCUGGUUCAUGGCCAAGCAGAGGGCUCGUCAUCAACGUGGAGUGUAGAAUACCCACUACAAAACAAAGAUUCCAGAAUACGGAGCGACCUGCUGAAUAUAGAGCAAGCCUUGGGCUCUCUAGAAGCCAGGAUAUACUCGUACAAGUACAACGAAAGGGGUCUGAGAAAGGAGAGGAGGCAAGCGAUAGCCUCAGACAUGAUCCACGAGCAUGCGCAGGUGCUGCUGCGACACAUUUCCAGGGAGAGAAAUUCGGAGGAAACCAGACGGAGACCAAUCGUAUUCAUCGCACACAGCUUCGGUGGCCUCAUAGUGCAGCAAGUCCUCAAACUUUCAAAGGACGAACGACAUAUAUACUUGGAUCCCCCCUCAAUCUAUGACUCGACUAACGCCAUACUCUUCUAUCUCCCAUCUGGCAAAGCUACAGAUCUGCGGCGCAAAACAUCGGAUCCAAUCAUGGAUGGAUCACUUAACGAUGAUCUGACAUUUCUUCGUUGUCCAGAUCCCGAUCAGUUUCCAAAGAGCUCUCAAAACUGGACACAACAGAUCUUGUAUGAAUGCUUGCUACCAUUGGCUCAAGUGCCUUUGAUAGCCAUUAUGGGCAGCUACAAGUGGUCAUGGAAUCGAGAAGCGAGCCCACCACGGGACCAAUUGGGAACACCUUCCGCGCUCUGGCCAUUCGUUCGAUAUCAACUGUGUCCGCUCUCUCACCAGAACAACACUUCGGACUGUACUAUGUUGAAAGAUGUGUUCCUCGACCCUACUCCAUCUCUUUUUGUCUGUGCUUCGAUGGCAUGUGCGAUGCUCAGCAUGCUCUACUACAAUCGGCAUCAACGCCAUCGCUUUCAAGAUCAUGUCAUAGGAUGUGGCCUUUUCAUCGGUACUGCGAUCCGAAUCUGGCUACACAAACAAGAUGGCCUAUUGAAACGUGCGACAUUCAUCCUUCCAGCUGCUUUGCUAGUUUCGCUCGUUAUUAGCGCAGCUGCACAUUCGAUCUGGGACUUCUAUUCCGGACGCACCGCAAGAGACAAAGCACAUGAACGUCUGAGAGCAUGGGCCAAGACCAGUCAAGUCACUGAGACCCAUGGCAGGGAGAAAGCAAGUCCAAGCACGUUCGACUUGCAGAGCGUUCACUAG